Molecule: messenger RNA, 627 nt
Organism: Phacochoerus africanus (Common warthog)
Lineage: Eukaryota; Metazoa; Chordata; Mammalia; Artiodactyla; Suidae
Exons: 2
Coding region: 1-627 (208 amino acids)
Source: RefSeq, a predicted model, not a curated record
AUGCGCCUGCCAGGACCGCGAACAAACAGCGGCGGCGAGGCCGCAGCAUGCGGGCGGGGCCGGGAGACAGUGGGCGGGGCCGGGAGGCGGCGCCCGGUGAGGGUCCCCGACCGCGGGACCACGCCCCCUGACACCUCGUGGCUCUAUUUUGGUUUCAAUUUAAAAAUCCUCAUCCUUCUCCCGGUCUACGCCCUGCCCCUUCCCUUUCUCUUUACUCCACGGAAAAAAUCAGACCUCAGCCCUGCCGUCGCUAGUGCCGGAGGCGGGCAAGCUGGGCUGAGUGGGGCCCGGGCGGGCAGGGAGCGAGGUCCCUUGACCUCCACCCCGUGCAGCAUACUCAGGUGGUUCCCGAAGUUUCGGAGCACACAGGAGGUGUCCAUCUCCGACGCUGAGUGGUGCUCGGUCCCUCUGGAUCUGAAGUCUGGGGCCCAUGCCCAUGAGAGGGAGACUGUGCUAGGGGAGACAUUUCCACCCCUACAGAAGCGCUCUCUGGAAAACCCUUCCCCGCGUCUUCUGGCCAGAAGGGGCUCCCUCUGCACAGCUCUGGGGACCCCGGCCAGGCUGACUUGCAGCUGCACCUGCAGCGUAUGUAAGUUCCCAGGAGAGGACCCAGCGUUAUCCCUGUGA